GGUCCCCCCAAGUCAGUGCUCAACCUCGCCUCGCUUUGGUUGAUUUUAUUUUAAUCUCAAUUGUCUGGCUUUCUCUCGCGCGAGACUCGAGAAGAGGACUUUUAAGUCUAAAGCUUCCCCCCUCCCCUCUCCCCGCUAUCAUUAUCGUUGCAGUCUCUCUGCCUUUUCCAUCCCUUAUCUCUCUCCCCUCUUCCUGGACUAAGUAGACAUAUCAUAUAGUGUUGCUUGGAUCACCCUCCACUACUUGCCACUAUCAUCUCCGUCCAGAACUAUAUCUACCACACUAUCUUCCUUCUAAACCCAAUAUCUACUGGGAAUUUACUUUCCGCCGAACAAAUCCCCACCCUCUCGGGACAUUCACAGCGUCAUCGAUCUAGGUUGCCACUUGCAAUGAUUCAGUGGUUCACUUCAACUCUACGCCAUUCACCACUCAAGAUCUAAAGAUUCACUUGUGAUUGCCAUUGUUAUAAUAAUAAUAUCCACGAUAACUCGAUUACGACGACUUUCUGUUCUCUCUUUCCACUUGCGAUCUUAUUUAUCUAUCUUGUCUCUCUCCACCGCUCUCUAUCCCCAACCACGAUUACAAGCACAACGUACAACUUUAUAUCUCGUGAUCUGACCGAAACGUUAUCAUGGCUACUCACGUUCUCACCGCCACCACAUCUCCUGCCAACCAGAUUUCGGUCUACGGCCAGCCGUCUCCGGUUAAUACCGCCAAUAACUCUCCUACUUCUCCCCGUCAGCAGUAUCUUCCCUUGCAGACUCGUCAGUUACGUCCACCCAAGGGACCCCUCUAUGUUCCCGCUGCCUUGCGCCCGACCGAGCGUCCUCAGAAGCCGUCUCCGCCUUCCCCCCCUCGCAGUGUCCAUGGUUCUCUCGAUAGCUUGAAUGACGGCAGCGAGGAACCCCAGCCUGCCCUGACCCGUCGUUCCACCAUUGAGAGUGCGGUGAGCGAUGGAAUCAGCAAGUUAGCCCAGGAUGAAUUGAUGAAGCAUGAGCAUCUCGGUGAAGUCACUGGUCUUCCUACUAGAGAUCACUGGAAGGCGGACUCAGCCUCUCCCAACUGUGACUCGCCCACAUGCCGCUCCUCUUUCGGUCUCUUCCUUCGUCGCCAUCACUGUCGCCACUGCGGUCAUGUCUUCUGUUCUUCUCACACUCCCCACGUCGUUCCUCUCGACCAAGAGGCUCGCUUCCACCCCGAAGGCGUCCCCUCUCGUGCGUGCGACCUGUGCUGGCUUGCCUUCCAGCGCUGGGAGGAGUCGCGUAGCGAGCGUCUCAACAAGAUCCAGACCUUGAUCGAGGCACAGAACAUCAAGACCGAGGAAGUGGCCGAGGAGACCACGGAGCAUGUGGACAACAUCGACGAUGAAUCCAGGAAGGCACUCACUGCGAUGCUGGGUCAGAGCACUGAGAUUGCUGCCAGCAUCCCUCGGGGCUGGAACUGGAGCACCUUCUAAUUGACUCAACCCUUGAGACUUGCUGUCGAUGCACUUUUGGUGCCAUCGACCCCACUCUUUUGACGCAUCUGCUGUCGCAGACAUGCUCUACAUACGCGCAUUUUAGAACAUACUUGGUUUUCGCUUCGGCGUACCAUCUGGGAUUUAGCAUUUCGGUUACUUUUGCACGGUGUUCGGAUCUGGUUUUCACUUUUACGGCUUAUGUCUUCCUUCUUCCGGCGUUCAGCUCGCUACCACUCGAUCGUCAUAGAAACGGGGGGGGGGUUUGUUCUUUCUAAUCUUCGUUCUGCUCUCUUACUGGAUACCCCGUCAUGUUGCUUAUGCACGGCGAUCUUUUUUUUACGAUUUACUCUCUGGCGCUUAUGGAAGGAUCUUAUGGUAAUACAGGUGUUGGUAAUGCAAUACAAGAAUCUAUCUAUCAAGCUACGUCUA
Messenger RNA from Aspergillus caelatus, 1889 nucleotides. Its product is annotated as FYVE zinc finger domain-containing protein. The coding region runs from base 633 to 1457 and encodes 274 amino acids. The transcript has 2 exons. Gene Ontology annotation, cellular component: ESCRT-0 complex. The record is from RefSeq and is a predicted model, not a curated record. Gene Ontology annotation, biological process: protein transport to vacuole involved in ubiquitin-dependent protein catabolic process via the multivesicular body sorting pathway; protein targeting to vacuole. Gene Ontology annotation, molecular function: metal ion binding; phosphatidylinositol-3-phosphate binding; ubiquitin binding. NCBI's taxonomy places the organism in Eukaryota, Fungi, Ascomycota, Eurotiomycetes, Eurotiales, Aspergillaceae.